Mytilinidion resinicola is the source of this 1223-nucleotide messenger RNA. Its product is annotated as transcription initiation factor IIE, beta subunit. The transcript has a single exon. The record is from RefSeq and is a predicted model, not a curated record. Gene Ontology annotation, cellular component: transcription factor TFIIE complex. Bases 202 to 1014 code for a protein of 270 amino acids. Gene Ontology annotation, biological process: transcription initiation at RNA polymerase II promoter. NCBI's taxonomy places the organism in Eukaryota, Fungi, Ascomycota, Dothideomycetes, Mytilinidiales, Mytilinidiaceae.
CCCACAACCUCCCUCAGUCACGCACCCACACCACAACCACCGUCUGCUAACCACCGGUGCGCCCUCGAUACCUGACGCUGGCCCCGUUCUGGGACUGCUCUGACCUUGUCUCCGCCACGGUCCUGGCCAUCGACAGCUGCGCGAGAGCUGCCUUCGCUCGCUGAAAGAGCUGCCGUCAAGCACCUCACCCAGGCCGACAGCAUGUCCUCCCUCAAGACGUCCUCUGCCGUCCCGGCCAACCUCUCUGUGCCCUCUCCGACACCCUCGAAUGCCUCCAGCAGCGGCACCAAGCGCAAGCGCCCGGCCGACGCCAUAAAGCCCUCGGCCUCGACUGUCUACUCCCAGCCUAGCGAAACCGGCACCGGCCUCCACAUUUUCACGCAGGUCGGCUAUGCGACCAGCUUUCUCCGCGAAUCGGGCCGUCCCUUGACCUUCAAGGAGAUCACCGACUACUUGAAUAUUGCGUACGACGAUACCGAUGUUCGAAACCGCCUUAUCAGCGUCUUGCAAAACCCGACUACGCAGAAAGUCCAGUACAACGCGAAGAGGGACACAUACAGCUACAAGCCCAAGAGUAGUGUGAAGACGCCCGAGCAGCUCAAGGGCUUCCUGCAGAACCAGCAGUCGGCUUGUGGUAUCACGGUCAAGGACCUGAAGGAUGGUUGGGCAGACGCUCCCGAGGCUAUCGCCGCCAUGGAAGCAAAGAAGGAACUGCUGGUCACCCACAACAAGAAGGACGGCAGUGCCCGCACAGUCUGGAUCAACGACCCCACGCUGAUGCACUCCCUGGACGCAGACUUCCUGGGCGAGUGGCACAAGAUUCAACUACCAGCAAACCCGGACGAGCUCCGCACGAAGCUACUCGCCGCAGGCCUAAAGCCGGCCAGUGAGGCGAGGGCAGCUGUGAAGGAGAAACCGAAGGAGAAGAAGAAAAAGGCUCCGAGGAAGGGCGGGAAGCAGACCAACAUCCACAUGGCUUCCAUCUUGAAGGACUAUUCCCACAAGAGGAAGUAAAGCCAUUUCAUUUACUGCAUAGCGUCGGCGUUUGGAUGAGACCCGGGAAUUGAUUUCGAGGGGUUAAAAGAUACCCUACUAGGCCUACAAACGGGGUCCCAAAUUGAUGAAUAGACAGAAGCUUGUGCUGCAACGAGAGGGGCUGCACCUUUUGCGGUUGAUUUAUAGAAGCUAGACAUAGCUUGAAGGCACAAUUUGACUGUAAUCAG